UGGAAUAGUUGAUUCACCAGUCAAUGGAGCUGUUAUAACCAUGGAUUGAGAUCUGAAAUGAUGGUGUUGAAACUGUCUCUGCUGUCGGAUUUGACGCAUUGUUGUGGUUGUUAAUAAAAAAAAAGACAUCUAAGUUUGCUGGAGUAAUUCCAUCCUGUCAGCUAUUUUGGUUCCUAUCUCGUUUUCACUAUUUUGUGAAAGGAGACGUAAAAAGGAAGGAAGGGUAGAGAGAGACAGAGAGAGAGAGAGUGCGACACAGAGGAGGUGAGACAGACAAAUACAGUGUGAACGCCUCGGUGAGUGUCAGUUUUCAGGAGCAGCUGAGAGAGUUCAAGUGACUCUUCACCAAUCGCUCGUCUUCUCUUUGGUCUCAGAAAAAGUGUGGAGACAUCAUGGUUCGGUGGUUCCACAGAGACAUCACAGGCCUGCAGGCCGAGGAAAUUCUCAGGUCUCGGGGUGUUCAUGGCAGCUUUUUGGCUCGACCCAGCAAGAAAAAUGCUGGAGAUUUUUCCCUGUCUGUCAGGGUGGGUAAGCAAGUGACCCACAUCCGUAUCCAAAACACAGGAGACUUCUAUGACCUGUAUGGAGGCGAGAAGUUUGCCACCCUGUCAGAGCUGGUGGAAUACUACACAGCGGAGAAUGGCAUCCUUCAGGACAAGGAUGGCACCAUCAUAGAGCUCAAGUAUCCCGUAAACUGCUCUGACCCUACCACAGAGAGGUGGUACCAUGGUCACUUGUCUGGCCCAAAUGCAGAGAAGCUCCUCACUGCACGGGACGAGCCAGGGACCUUCCUGGUCAGAGAGUCGCUCUCCAAACCUGGAGACUUUGUCCUCUCCGUUUUGACGGAUGAAAAGAGCAAAACUGGAGGAAAGAGGGUUUCUCACAUCAAGAUUCUGUGUCAGAAUGACAGGUAUACAGUUGGAGGCUCAGAUAUGUUCGACACACUGACAGAUUUAGUGGAGUUCUACAAACGCAAAGGCAUCGAGGAGAUCUCUGGAAACUGGGUUUAUCUCAAACAGCCGUAUUACUCGACCAGAGUGAAUGCAGCAGAUAUCGACAGCCGAGUGAAACAGUUGGAUCAGACCGCAGAAAAGCAAGAAGGCGAGGGGGAGAAGAGCAAGGCAGGCUUCUGGGAGGAAUUUGAUGCUCUUCAAAAAAUGGAGGCAAAGGUGAAAAAGAGCAGAGAAGAAGGCCAACGACCAGAAAACAAAAGCAAAAACAGAUACAAGAACAUUCUUCCUUUCAAUGACACCAGAGUCAUCCUGCAAGAUGCUGAUCCUGAUGUUGUUGGCUCAGAUUACAUCAACGCCAACUAUGUGCAAAACAAACUGUGGGAGUCUGGGGAACAGAAAGUUUACAUUGCUACUCAGGGAUGCCUAGCAACAACAGUCAAUGAUUUCUGGCAGAUGGUAUGGCAGGAGAACACAUGUGUGAUCGUCAUGACAACAAGAGAAGUUGAGAAAGGACGGAAUAAAUGUGUUCCAUACUGGCCGGAGCCUCAAGGAGCCAAGGAGGUGGGCCCCUAUGUGGUGACCUGUGAGUCGGAGAGAGAAGCUACUGAUUACAAAGUCCGAGUUUUAGAAAUAUCUCCGGUGAACCAGCCAAAACUUUCUCGUACCGUAUGGCACUACCAGUACCUCAGCUGGCCUGACCAUGGUGUGCCUGAUGAACCAGGAGGUGUCCUCAGCUUCCUCACCCAAGUGAACGCUAAACAGGCUGAACAUCCUAACGCCGGCCCCAUGAUCAUACACUGCAGUGCUGGAAUUGGACGGACAGGCACAAUUGUGGUGAUUGACAUGAUUCUUGAGACCCUUGACACUAUAGGUCUAGAUUGUGAUGUUGACAUCUCAAAAUAUAUCCAGAUGGUGCGAGAGCAGCGCUCUGGUAUGGUACAAACUGAGGCUCAGUACAAAUUCAUCUACCUGGCUGUAUCCGAGUACAUACAGACCACCAAAGUCAAAGACUCUGCCUGCAUGGAAACUGAGACUGAAUAUGGAAAUCUGCAAUUCAAACACCUACCAGCGAGCAGGAAGGUGUCAAAAAACACAGAGGAUGUUUACGAGAACCUGUCAAAAGGAAAGAAGGAUGCGAAAAAGUCGAAGUCUGACAAGAAAAGUGGCUCAGUUAGGAAAAGAUAGAAGAAACCCAGAUGUUCAAUCAUGUUGUAUUUAUGCAUGUGCUCUUUUACAAAAGUUUUUAACACAGCACACACAAAAAUUAUUACAUUUAAAAAUGAUAACAAGAGAACUUGACAUUUUAUAAUCCAUAUGUUUGUGUUUAAAAAGGAAAUAAAGGUAGAAUGUGUCUACAUUCGCUGAACUGUGAUAUUUCUUUGUAAAAGCAUCCAUAAUGUUUAUGACAUGUUGCUCUGCCAGGAGCUACCACUCGUCAGCCCCUUCAUGUUCAAUGCUUGUUGUUGGACUUAGGCAGCAACUAAAAAUAAUUCUUUACUUUAAAAGUUUGAUUUUUCUCUGAGAAGGAGAUGAAGAUUAAGUGGGUUUUUCAUUUUAAACCUGUUCUUCUUUUCAAGCACUUUACAGAAUUACAGAAAUAUAUGUUACACCGCCGACAUAACUUCUCCAAAGUGUAAACCUUUAAAGUUUCAAUAAUCUAUCAAGUUACACUUGAUUUAACGUUUGUGCCUAUCUGGAAGUUACUUCCAUUGUUCAUGCAUGGAAGUUAAAAGGGCGAUUGUUCUCCUUUCCCUUAACAUCUGAACACACAUGAGCAAAUUUUCAGAUUGAAAGUUGAAAAGAUGGGUUUUGUGGCCCUGGGGAGCAAACAAAAAUACAUUUCAAAACCAUGACUGCAAGCAAACGUCAAUCAAUCAAACAAUAAAACAACAAAACAAAAACGUUUUGUUUAUUCCAGAGAUGUGAAUUUGCUAUUUGCAUGUUAGGUUUAAUGGUUAUUCUACACUGAUAGAGAAAUUAUGUAUAUGCAUUUCUUAAAAAAAUAAAUGUGAAUUUUUUUCUUA
Messenger RNA from Melanotaenia boesemani (Boeseman's rainbowfish), 2977 nucleotides. It is a transcript of the gene ptpn6, whose product is annotated as protein tyrosine phosphatase non-receptor type 6. The record is from RefSeq and is a predicted model, not a curated record. Bases 393 to 2138 code for a protein of 581 amino acids. Gene Ontology annotation, biological process: protein dephosphorylation. The transcript is spliced from 16 exons. Gene Ontology annotation, molecular function: protein tyrosine phosphatase activity. NCBI's taxonomy places the organism in Eukaryota, Metazoa, Chordata, Actinopteri, Atheriniformes, Melanotaeniidae.